Messenger RNA from Rotaria sp. Silwood1, 2364 nucleotides. The record is from the annotation of a GenBank genome assembly. Lineage: Eukaryota; Metazoa; Rotifera; Eurotatoria; Philodinida; Philodinidae.
AUGGAAACCAUAAAACAAGAGCUCAUACUUCAUCAAUAUCGUAUACUUUAUCAAAAACCGCCCAUCUCAUAUCGUCAAUUAGCAAUUGAUCUUCCCGAAUACUUCGAGUGCAUAUCCAAACGACAACAAUUUCAAUAUCACUAUGAAAAUUUAAUACAACGAACACAAACGGAUCUCAUGGCUAUACGUCUUAUGGCAUUGGAAGAAAGUCUCUACGAUUACGAAAAGACUUUAGAUCAACAGAAAAUUGCUUUGUUUGCAACUUCAGAUGGGUCCAAAAUACAAGAACAGCAAUGUAAAUCUUUUUAUCAAAUUAUUGAUCAACGAUUACAAUUAAUGCACAAGAAAUUUCAAAUUAAAUUACAAUUUCAUCUAAGUUAUUAUAUUCGUAGUCAUUUGGAUCUCUUAGAAAAUAUGCAUCGAGGAAACAUCGACAAAACACGAUCGAUACCUUUCGCAAAUCAUUUAAUCAUCGACUCAAAUAUCACACAUCAACUGACCAAAGAUCAAUUAGCACUCUUAAAUCGUGGACCAACUUAUGUUCCACCAUGUCAAUUACAAUGUUUAGCUUCAUCCUAUUUAUCACAGCACACAUUAUUAACGGAACAAUAUCAAUCAUUAGUGACUACGUUAACCGACCUAGGUACACAAUAUUCAAUCGAUAUUGAAAAAGUCAAUGAACUUCAACAGAAAGUUCACGAUGAAUUUCUCAUGGCUUUUUCGACAUUGAUACCACCACGUAUUUGUCAUCGAGCAUCCUAUGAACAACACCUUAUACAAGUCAUCCAACAUAUGUUGAAAAGCAAUGAACUUGUGUUACGACGAACCGCUGAUCAUAAUAGUCUAUUUUAUCUUACGACGAAAGCAAGCUUCGAAGAGAAAUGUCAUGAAUUUAUACGUAAAAAUAAUGAUCAAUUUGAACUGGUAUGUUCAGCCAUAAAUGAUAAUUGUGUGAAUAUUCAUUUAGAAUUAGAUAAACUUAGAAAUUACCUGAAUCAAACAUUGAACAAUUUAUUCCAACGGAAAUAUAUUUCUCAAAACGUCUAUGAUCAUUUAUGUGUUACAUCGGAUGAAAUUAAACUAGGAUAUCUAUAUUUUUUACCUGAUCUUGCUUUUCAAACGACAGAUGAAUUUGACGUAAAACCAAUGUUUUCAAUGAUGCAUAGUUUAACAUGGAAAUUAGCUGAAUUUCUUGAACAAUUACUUCGACCAACACUAAUGACACUAUUCAAAUCCACUACAGUUCAUAAUGAUAGUGACUUUAUUCAGAAACUUUACCGAUAUUGUACUCUGGAUGGUCAUCUUCAUUCGGGAACUCUCUUCGUACGAAUUAAAAUCAAGAACUUUUCCACUAUGUAUACAUAUCAAUCCAUCAUUGAUCGAGUUGGUUAUGUGUUAACCAGUCACUUAUCAAAUCAUCCUAUUCAAAAUAUAUCGAUUGUUACCAUAGAACGUUUAAUUGAAUUAUAUUUGAAAUGCAAUAUAUUCUAUUAUGAAGGCAAUAUUUAUCGUUUAACUCAUGGUUUACCUGAGUGUAUGCGUCUUAAUGAUUUAUUAUUACAUAUAGCUUCUUACCCAUGGCAACAAACGAUGAUGAAUGCGGAUCAAUUGAAAAAACAAUUUAUCGUUCGACAUAGAGAUGAAUUAUUCUUUACAUGGAAUCGAUCAGAAGAAGACCUUCGUACUUUUUUACAACCGAUUCGAGAAAAAUAUGAUGAUAUUCAUAUGGAUAUCGUAUGCAAUCGUUAUAUUCAUUAUUUACAUGUGUUUAUUGAAAAUUGUUUUGGUCAUUUAUAUACAUGCGUUUAUCGACCAGCUGAGUCGCACUCGAAACUCAUCUUACCGUAUGUUACUGGUCAACCACUAGUGAAACAUAAACAAUGGUUUCGUACAGCACUUAUUCGCGCUAUACAAUUGUGUUCAAAUUAUGAUGAUUUCAAUCAAGAACGCAUCUAUAUGGAAAUGGCUUGUCUAACGUAUGGUUAUUCGGUAAAUAUCAUUGAAAAUGAAGUAAAAAAUUUCUACAAUUAUUUCGAUAUUGCACCACAUCAAGUACAUUUGAAUACCCUGUUGUAUCAACAAUUACGUACUCGUUUAUUAAAUGAUUUAGAAAGACAAUGCAAAUUACUCGAUACUAAUUUAGAAUUAGAACGAAGCGCAACAAGAAAUCAUUUGUAUUAUAUGUAUGAUUAUGGUCACUACAAACAGUUCGAAGAAAAUUUUCUAAAGAUUUGGUCUUCAUAUACGAGAAAUCAUACAAAGGAAGGAUCCAUUGGUACGAAACUACGAUUAAAUGGAAAGCAUCUGUUUUCAUUAAAUACUUUAUUGACAGAACAAAGACCAAUGUGUACACUUUUAGAUUAG